AUGAACCGCGUGCGGCAUCUCGCUCCGCGGCGAUGGGCCUCCUCAGCUCCAGCGCGGAACGUGGUCGACGAGCUCGAGGCGCGCGGCUUCAUCCAGGCGGUUACCUCCCCGGCCCUUCGCGCGCACCUAGAGUCGCCGAGCUGCGUGUACGUCGGCGUCGACCCGUCCGCGUCGAGCCUGCACGUCGGAAACCUCCUCCCCUUGCUUGGCUUGCUCCACUUCCGCGCGCGGGGCCACCACGCGCUGGCCCUCAUCGGCGGCGCAACAGGCUCCAUAGGCGACCCGUCCGGCCGCAGCACGGAGCGCAACGCCCUCUCGCCAGCCGAUCUCGCGCACAACGUCGCGGGGAUCACGGCGCAGGUCGAGCGCUUCUUUGAGCGCGGGAUCGAGUAUGCCGCGGCGAGGGGGUACGAUGUCGGCUCUGCGCUGCCCGCUCAGCCCGCGGCGCGGGCGUCAGCGACCCUCGGCGCGGGCGGGAUCGACGUGCUCAACAACCACGAUUGGUUCAGGGACGUGUCGUUCCUUGACUUUCUGCGCGACGUCGGCAAGUUUGCGCGCGUGAAUGUCAUGAUGGCGCGGGAUAGCGUCAAAUCCCGCCUCGAGUCCGACGCCGGCAUCUCGUUCACAGAGUUCUCGUACCAGCUCCUCCAGGCAUACGACUUUGCGACGCUGUACAAGUCCCACGGGUGCCGGGUGCAGCUCGGCGGCUCGGACCAGUGGGGCAACAUUGUGGCGGGGAUCGACCUCAUCCGGCGGCUGAAUGUGCCCGAGGGCGUGGUCGACGAGGCGAACGCCCCGGACCAGGCGUACGGGCUCACGAUCCCGCUGCUGACCACGGCGAGCGGGGAGAAGUUUGGCAAGAGCGCCGGGAACGCCGUGUGGCUUGAUGAGGAGCGCACGUCGGUGUCAGACUUUUACCAGUUCUUCCACCGCGCAAACGACGCCGACGUGGAAAAGUACCUGUCUGUCCUGACCCUCGUUCCGCCUGCGCAGAUCGCAGAAGUGAUGGCCGAGCACGCCAAGGCGCCCAAGCUGCGCGUCGCGCAGACGCUGCUCGCGCAGGAGGUGACCGAGCUGGUCCACUCCAAAUCCGCGGUGUCCAAGGCGCAGACGGUGCAGAACGUGCUGUACGGCUCGGACUUGUCGACGCUCAAGUCGGCCGACGUGCUGGCCGCAAUGGACGGCGACCCGCGCCUGGUCCGCGUCAGGCCCGAGGACAUUGACGUGCCCGUGUCCAAACUGGCCGCGUCGUACGGCCUGGCCAAGAGCCGCGCCGAGGCCAACCGCGUCAUUGAGGGCAAGGGCCUGCGAGUCAAUGGCUUUGUGGUGCAGGACCCCCGCGCGAAAAUCACCUCUGGCGACCUGAUCGACGGGCACCUCGCGCUGCUCGCCCGCGGCUCGCGCGACAUUGUCGUCCUCUACAUCGAAUAAUACAACACCCACAUACACUACUCAGCAUGCACUCGGCGUCAAUA
Vanrija pseudolonga is the source of this 1475-nucleotide messenger RNA. RefSeq names its product Tyrosine--tRNA ligase (gene tyrS). Gene Ontology annotation, biological process: tyrosyl-tRNA aminoacylation. The transcript has 5 exons. NCBI's taxonomy places the organism in Eukaryota, Fungi, Basidiomycota, Tremellomycetes, Trichosporonales, Trichosporonaceae. Bases 1 to 1431 code for a protein of 476 amino acids. The record is from RefSeq and is a predicted model, not a curated record. Gene Ontology annotation, molecular function: tyrosine-tRNA ligase activity; ATP binding; RNA binding. Gene Ontology annotation, cellular component: cytosol; mitochondrion.